Messenger RNA from Xenia sp. Carnegie-2017, 1771 nucleotides. RefSeq names its product poly(rC)-binding protein 2-like. Gene Ontology annotation, molecular function: mRNA binding. Bases 176 to 1120 code for a protein of 314 amino acids. Gene Ontology annotation, cellular component: cytoplasm; nucleus. The record is from RefSeq and is a predicted model, not a curated record. Gene Ontology annotation, biological process: regulation of RNA metabolic process; regulation of gene expression. NCBI's taxonomy places the organism in Eukaryota, Metazoa, Cnidaria, Anthozoa, Malacalcyonacea, Xeniidae. The transcript has 16 exons.
ACAAUUUACAGGUUACACGUCGAACGUAGUGACUGCCAUUUUGUCAUAUAUUUUAUUCAAAGUUUUUCCUGCUCGUCAACUGUAAAAAGUCGUGUCUGUUUUUCGUGUCUCUUUGGAACGUAUGUUUGUUCACAAGGAGCGGUUGUGUUACUCUUUGUAAUUACUCGAUCGAAGAAUGAGCGAUAGAAGGAAGAAAGCAAGAAUGAUGUCAGAAUCAGAUUUUGAUGAUGAUAUUGUUACAUUGAGAUUUAUCAUGAAUGGAAAGGAAGCUGGUUUGUUGAUUGGAAAGGGUGGUGAAACCAUUAAGAAUCUUAGGAAAUCUAGUGAUGCAAUCAUUAAUAUAAGUGAUAAUACUUCAAGAGAAAGACUGGUUUCUUUAACUGGUCCUGUCAACAGUGUUAUUCAUGCUUUCAAAUUGAUUAUUGAGCGGUUUGAAGAGGACUACUACAGCAGAUCAUCCCCUGAAGAUAUGGUUUUUCAACUGCUGGUCCCAUCCGCGCAGUGUGGCUCUCUGAUUGGUAGAAGUGGGUCAACGAUUAAAUAUAUUCGAGAGAAAUCUGGAGCUCACAUCAUGAUCGAUUCUGAUCCGAUGCCACAAUCCUCUGAAAGGAUGGUUCAUAUAUCAGGCAGUGCCAGCAGUGUAAUUGGUUGCAUGAAAUCAAUUUGUGACACCAUGGUUCAGAACCCUGUUUCUUGCCAUAUUGACCCAUAUUAUCCCGAGAACUCUCCAAUGAACAAAAAAUCGAACAGACCCGUGAGGAAUCAUCGAUAUGACCGAGAUUCUUACGAGCGUCGCGAUCAAGGUCGACCUUUAUUGAGAAGUCCCCUCCCAAGAAGACGCAAGAGAAGUGAUGACUUUUUAGAUGAGUUUAUGACUGAGACUAUGUCAAUACCAAGCCAAUUUGCAGGAAGUUUGAUUGGUAGACGUGGCGCUAAAAUCAACGAGAUAAGGACGAAAUCUGAAGCUAGCAUAAAAAUUGCGGAUGCAAGAGAAGGUUCAAGUGAACGAAUUGUAACGAUAAGUGGAAAUCCCGAGGCUGUUGGCAUGGCUCAAUUCCUUAUAAAGUCAAGGGUGAAAUUUGAAGAAAAGAAAGCUAAAAACGAAAAUGCUCUAUCGUGAUCUUGUAAAAGGAUUCAACUCGUUUUACUCCGUCAAUAUACGUGCACAAGAAUACUGUCUUAUUUAAACGUUCGUGUUUUCUCAUUAAAACUGAGGCAAUGGUUGUCACUGUUUGCUGCUAAUAUAUUGUAAUAUUACAUAAUCUCUCUAUAUCACUAUGGCUACUUUAUAAAUUUAUAAAUUCAGCUUCGGAGGCUUGUUUUAUUUAUAUCUUUUACAGAAAAUGGUUGAUAAACUCGAAUUUUUCAUUUCUCUCUCCAUGCACGUAAUUUAAUAAACAAAUGUCAUUGGUGAGUUAAAAUGUAAUACAUUUAUUUUAGCGAAACAGUCAACAAAAAAUUGCUGUUUGUUAAGUACGAAACACCAUUACCAAAACUGAAGUGUUCAUACUUAUAUUUCUCCUGAGCGUUUUUUUAUUUUGAUUGUCAAACUGAGAUAAAAGUACUGUUAAUUAAUUGAGUUAUGCAACAAAACUCAUUUUAUAAACACGUUUUAGCCCUUAUUCCAUGGUUUAAGUGCUCUUUCUCUCAAAUACACUGAUUGGGACGAUUUUAAAUGUAUGAAUUGAGUUAAUAAUUUGUAAAUCUAUUUUGGCAGUUUCACAGUAUAUAGUGAAUAAAAAUUUAGUGUAAAAAUAAUACUCCAAUGAAA